AUGAACGAACGGGAAGACGGCGGUGCCUCCACCUCCUACGAGCAGCGCCUGGGUGCCGCGCGCAGACGACGCUCCGUCACUAUCGGCGAGGCCGAGUACUCCGCAACGCACCCACCAGCAGCCAAAGGUAAAGGUAAAAACAACGCCACGGCGGCAGACCCGCCACUGGUGCCGACAACUCCGAGCGCCGUACUGUCGAGUCUGGACGACUACAAGCCAUUACCGGCAAAGGAAGGAGAGCCAAAUAGGUUUACUGUGCCAAUAACGGAUAUCCCCGAUUGGUAUGUGGACAACGUCUACCUCCUCCGCGGAUACCGCCGCAUCACAAACUCCUAUCUGGGUUGCGUAAAGUCCCUAUCCUACCUCCACAACGAGACCGGAAACGUCCUCUCACACGGCGUUGGCGCGGCCGGGUUCAUCGUCCUGGCACAGGUUUUCUACGGGUGGUUGACGGUGGAGACGAGCACGUGGGCGGAUAAGACUAUCAUGGGACUGUUCUUUUUGGCUGCGAUCGUGUGUUUGGGCUUGUCGACCACGUUCCAUCUGUGUUGCUGUCAUUCGAGAGGUGUUGCUGCGAUUUGGUUGCGGGGGGAUUAUGUCGGCAUUGUGCUGCUUAUCAUGGGCUCGUUCGUUCCAAGCAUCUACUACGGCUUCUUCUGCAACCCUUCCCUACAAGCGGUGUAUCUGUCCAUCAUUGUCAUCUUCGGAAUCACAACGAUCUGCAUCACCGUAUCCCCCAAAUUCUUCGCCCCAAAGUACAGAUUACUGCGGACGGGUCUCUUUGUCGCUAUGGGAUUCACGGGAGUCGCGCCGCUGGUACAUGCGGUUGUCAAAUACGGGUCACAUAUGACGAAACACGCGUUAUCAUCCGGGUCGCUGAUAUCUUCGGGGAUAAUAUACUUCAUCGGGGCCGUUGUUUACAUCUCCCGGGUGCCAGAAAGAUGGUGGCCAGGCCGCUUCGACAUCUGGUUCCACUCCCACCAAAUCUUCCACAUCCUGGUCGUCGCCGCUGCGUUCGUGCACUACCUCGGCGUCGUGGAGCAGCAGAAAUGGUGGCACGAGCAUAACCGCCAGUGCGCGUUGUCGCCGGACCAGAUUGUGCGGAAUCUUAUUGGAAAGCUUAAUUUAACGUAG
Molecule: messenger RNA, 1134 nt
Organism: Fimicolochytrium jonesii
Lineage: Eukaryota; Fungi; Chytridiomycota; Chytridiomycetes; Spizellomycetales; Powellomycetaceae
Product: hemolysin-III related-domain-containing protein
Exons: 7
Coding region: 1-1134 (377 amino acids)
Biological process (GO): adiponectin-activated signaling pathway
Cellular component (GO): plasma membrane
Molecular function (GO): signaling receptor activity
Source: RefSeq, a predicted model, not a curated record